Messenger RNA from Cotesia congregata, 384 nucleotides. The record is from the annotation of a GenBank genome assembly. NCBI's taxonomy places the organism in Eukaryota, Metazoa, Arthropoda, Insecta, Hymenoptera, Braconidae.
AUGCACAAGCAUAUGAACCAGGUGAGGAGUCCAAAUGGUUCUCCACCUGUUCGGGGGCAGGUUAAACGCUGGAAUAGCUUCCACGGUGGCGGAAAUUUUGAGACUAAUCCUUCGAAUGUUAAUGGCGAGAGAUGUCUCAGUCCCAAGAGCAAUCUUGAGCACUACAGGGCUGUUCCCAAAGCCGUUCAGGUACUCAGAAGUGAAAGUGUAGACCGAGGUCAUCGCAUUCAGCCGCCACCACCCCCGGCUUUUCCUCGACGACGUUUUUCUGUUUGCUUUGGAAAGCGGACGGGUGGCAGUGCCAGGAGAUCCAACGAGUGCUUCGUUCUCGAGCCCUCUCAGAUGGUUGUCGUAAGUAUUACAUUGUUAUUUUGUUUAUUAUAA